This is a messenger RNA of Carya illinoinensis, 1252 nucleotides long. RefSeq names its product proteasome subunit beta type-5-like. Bases 176 to 994 code for a protein of 272 amino acids. The transcript is spliced from 8 exons. NCBI's taxonomy places the organism in Eukaryota, Viridiplantae, Streptophyta, Magnoliopsida, Fagales, Juglandaceae. Gene Ontology annotation, molecular function: threonine-type endopeptidase activity. Gene Ontology annotation, cellular component: proteasome core complex. The record is from RefSeq and is a predicted model, not a curated record.
ACACUUAACCUGAAGAGCAAGAACCCCACGUCAUAUUACUUCGGUGAUUUGAUAGCGCGCUCCGAAGCAUUCCCUCCAUCUUAAUCUUCUGCAGUUUUGCAUUCGAUCUCUCAGCCUGUUAUUCGUCUUCGUUUCCGUUUCGUUGCCUUGUCUAUUACAAAGUUUAUAAAAAAGAAUGAAGCUUGAUACUAGUGGUCUUGAAUCAACUGCACCAUUCUUUGGGUCGAGCCAUGAACUUAAUGAUGGGUUUUCAGCUGUCCCAUCCUUCGAGAUUCCUGAUACGAUUGACUUUGAUGGCUUUCAGAAAGAGGCUGUACAGAUGGUGAAGCCAGCAAAGGGAACCACCACGCUUGCUUUCAUAUUCAAGGAGGGUGUCAUGGUUGCUGCUGAUUCUCGAGCUAGCAUGGGAGGCUAUAUCUCGUCUCAGUCUGUGAAGAAAAUUAUUGAAAUUAAUCCUUACAUGCUUGGCACUAUGGCUGGAGGAGCUGCUGACUGUCAAUUUUGGCACAGAAAUCUUGGCAUUAAGUGCCGACUGCAUGAAUUAGCAAACAAGAGCAGAAUCUCAGUUACAGGGGCAUCAAAGUUGCUGGCAAACAUUCUGUUCUCUUACCGUGGGAUGGGUUUGUCCGUUGGGACCAUGAUUGCUGGAUGGGAUGAAACGGGUCCCGGGCUAUAUUAUGUGGACAGUGAAGGAGGAAGGCUCAAAGGAACAAGAUUUUCAGUUGGAUCUGGUUCACCCUAUGCUUAUGGUGUGCUGGAUAAUGGUUACCGGUAUGAUAUGUCAAUUGAAGAAGCUGCAGAGUUGGCUAGAAGGGCUAUUUAUCAUGCAACAUUCCGUGAUGCAGCCAGUGGUGGAGUUGCUAGCGUUUAUUAUGUGGGACCCAAUGGGUGGAAGAAGCUAUCAGGUGAUGAUGUUGGGGAACUACAUUACGAAUACUAUCCAGUUUUGCCUAGUACAGUGGAACAGGAAAUGGUUGAAGUAGCUGCGGCAUAAGGUUCAUUCUGCACUUAGACCAUGCUCGAGAUGUUCUCCCCUUGAGAGAUGAAUUCCAAGCAUGCUUAAAGGCAGAAAAUCAUUCAAGUACACCUGUAUUUGCGUUUGAUCUUUGAAACACUUCAUAGACAGACAAGCCAAUGUCACGAGAGCCAAAGCAUUCAUGGCCGUUUAUUGUUAUCUAGCAGUUAACCAAACCCUAUUUUGGGUAUAAACCCUAUUUUGGGUAUGGUAGAUUUUCGUCUCUCUGAUCGAUCA